AUGGACCCGGCAAAGGACAAGUUGAGCGCGACGGACGCGGACGCGAUGCUGCCGGCGCACCAGCGGCGCACGGGGCGCAUCGGCAGUCUCCACGAGUUCCAGCAGCGCGCCGCCCGGUACGACGGCCAGAGCCUCAAUGGGCCCAGCAACGACCGCAGGGUCCCCAUGACCGCGCUGCUGCGGGACGAGAACGGCCCCACCGUCUCGGACACGUACGUCGAAGUCGCCGCCGGCCGCCGUGGCAGCGACGGAUCCGAUUUCCUCGAGACGUUCCGCAAGUUUGGCGGACGGCGGUCGAUCUCGGGCGUCUCGCUCUUCGGGGGCGAGCGGGGCCACGCCCUGAACAAGCGCGCGUACUACCGCCGACAACUCAAGGCCGUGAGCUUCUUGGUGCUGCUUGGGGUCAUCGGAGGACCCCUGAACUACGGUAUCCGCCUUUUGUUCAACUACCUCAUUGAUCUGAGAGAGUGGCUAGUGGACCAGGCCCCCAAUUACGCGUCCAAGCUCGCGGUCUGGACAGCGCACACCGUGGUAUUCUCGGGGCUGGGACUCUUCUUCACUCAGCUCGCUCCGGUUGCCGCUGGUUCGGGGGUCUCGCAGAUGAAGUCCAUUCUGACGGGCAUCGACCCGCGCAUGUACCUGCCCGGGUACUUCGACUUCUCCACAUUCCUGGCCAAGGUCGCUGGCUUGGUGUGCUCUGUCGGUGCCGGCCUCAUCGUGGGCACCGAGGGGGCCUACGUCCACAUCAUGUCCAUCGUCACGCACCACCUCCUCAAGACGCCCAUGUUCCGAGGUUUCAGCCUGCACCUCAAUGGCCGACUGCAACUGCUGGCCGCAGCCUGCGCCGUGGGCGUGUCGUCGCUGUUCUCGUCCCCCGUUGGAGGCGUGCUCUUCUCGAUGGAGGUGACGUCCACUUACUACCUCAUGUCCAACUACAUCAAGGCAUUCAUCAGCGCGGUGGCCGGGGCCGUGAUGCUGCGUCUGACGCUGGUACUGGCCCAGAGUAAAUCCAACCUCGCAACGCAGGUGGUGCUCAAGACGCAGUUCCCUGCUAGCCCCUUCACUAUCUGGGAGAUCCCGCUGUACAUUCUCCUCGGGACUGUGCUGGGACUGCUCUGCACGGCGAUGAUGUGGUUCUUGCGCACGAUCGCCGAGCGCAGGAGCGCAUUUCGAAAGUCGUCCCAGAGGUGGAAGCAGGUCCUAGUCACGUGGAUCGACCCGCUCGUCGUGGCAAUACUGACGGGCGUAUUGACGUUCGUGCCUGGAGAAUACGCGCAGCACAACUCGAUGGACGACCUCGCUAUUCUAUUCACGCAGGGGGACCUCCCCUCGACGUGGCAGGUGGUGUCCAAGUACUACGCGCUCUCGGUGCUGUCCGCUGUCUUCAUGUUCUUGCUGCCGCUGUGCAUUACGCUCAAGAUCCCGACUGGAAUUUGGGUGCCCACGUUCAUCGCGGGCGCAGCCUUCGGGCGCAUGUUUGGCGAAGCCAUCGCCACUCUGUUUCCAAGUAUCAACGUGAUCCCCGGGACGUACGCGUUGGCUGGCGCUGCAGCGUUUGGGUCGGCGGCAACGCGCGCGCUGUCCGUGGCGGUCAUUACGCUGGAGAUCACUGCCGCGAUGUCCAUGAUGCUCCCGUUGUUCUGCGCUUCCCUCGCGGCGAUGGCCGUCUCGAACCUGUUCAAGGAGAAGUCCGUGUACGACACGCUGCUGGUCGUGAGCGGCAUGCCGUUCCUCCCUCUCGUCGACUUCGAGCCGACUACGACCGCAGCGGACAUCGUGGAGCCGUGCUUGGUCUACAUCACCAAGAAGACGACGAUCGCUCGCGUUCUGCUGGCGCUGCAGCGCCUCCCGCACCACGAAAUCCCGGUCGUGGACAACGAAGCGACCAUGAUCUUGCUGGGCGUCGUCAGCGGCUCCCAGCUGCGCAGGUUCGUGAGGAAGUACUACGAGACCAACAGCCUCACAGGCGUCGACGAAGACCUAGGUGAGAAGCCCCAGAGCGCCCCACCGCUCAUGUCGUGGGCCACGCUCAAGGACAAACUCACGUUCACCACGCGCACCGACAACACCGGGGGCUUCAACGGCAUGGGCUCCAUCGACAUCACGUACAACGCGCUGUCGACGCAGAAGCCGCACGUGCUCGGAGCUGCGGCCGGGGGCGCCCCCGUGCCGUUCCUCAUGGACGACUCCAAGAUGCUGGGGCUGCUGAACGAAGGCUGGGACGCCGCCAAGGCCGAGAAGCUCAACGCCACCGUGAAGGUCACCGAGGGGCGGGUCUGCGUCAUCCGACCCAUGGCCAUGACCAUCUCCAGCAACACGCCGCUGGACGACCUCCACAUGAUCUUCACCAUGCUGCGCUGCGACCACUGCUUCGUGUGCGACCACGGGGCCCUCGAGGGCGUCGUCACCACCAAAGGACUGCUGCGCUCCGGCAAGUUCUCGGCCGCAGCGUAG
Messenger RNA from Phytophthora sojae, 2454 nucleotides. RefSeq lists its product as hypothetical. The transcript is spliced from 2 exons. Gene Ontology annotation, molecular function: voltage-gated chloride channel activity. Bases 1 to 2454 code for a protein of 817 amino acids. Lineage: Eukaryota; Oomycota; Peronosporomycetes; Peronosporales; Peronosporaceae. The record is from RefSeq and is a predicted model, not a curated record. Gene Ontology annotation, cellular component: membrane. Gene Ontology annotation, biological process: transmembrane transport; chloride transport.